Molecule: messenger RNA, 1635 nt
Organism: Ictidomys tridecemlineatus (thirteen-lined ground squirrel)
Lineage: Eukaryota; Metazoa; Chordata; Mammalia; Rodentia; Sciuridae
Source: RefSeq, a predicted model, not a curated record
AUGCUGGCCUGGUCAGGUUCCAGUGGGGACCUUCUUAAUGCUGUGCAGAUGGUUGUCUCCGUGCAUAUUUCUGCACCUAAUGAAUUUGAUGUCAUGUUUAAACUGGAAGUCCCCAGAAUUCAGCUAGAAGAAUAUUGUGAUAGUGGUGCUCAUUACUUUGUGAAGUUCAAAAGAAAUCCCAAAGGAAAUCCUCUGAAGCACUUUGUAGAAGAGGAAAUAUUGUCAGCUUCUAAGAUGCUGUUAAAGUUUAGGAAAAUCAUUAAAGAUGAAAUUAAAAAUAUUAAAGAUAUAGACAUCACUAUGGAGAAGAAAAAACCAGGGAGUCCUGCUGUAACACUUGUUAUUAGAAAAUCUGAAGAAAUAUUUGUGGAUAUAAUUCUGGCUUUGGAAUCAAAAAGUAGCUGGCCUGCUAACACACAGAAAGGUCUGCCCAUCAAUAACUGGCUUGGAGCAAAAGUUAGGACCAAUCUAAGACGACAGCCAUUUUACCUCGUACCCAAGCAUGCAAAAAAAGGAAACGGUUUUCAAGAAGAGACAUGGCGGCUCUCUUUCUCUCACAUUGAAAAAGACAUUUUGAACAACCAUGGACAAUCUAAAACAUGUUGUGAAACUGAUGGAGUUAAAUGUUGCAGGAAAGAUUGUUUAAAACUAAUGAAAUACCUUUUGGAACAGCUGAAAAAAAAGUUUGAAGACCGAAAAGAACUGGAUAAAUUCUGUUCUUAUCAUGUGAAAACUGCCUUCCUGCAUGUAUGUACCAAGGAUCCACAGGAUAGUCAGUGGCACCCCAAAAAUCUAGUAGUCUGCUUUGAUAACUGUGUGGCAUUCUUUCUUGAGUGUCUUAGGGCAGAACAACUGGAGCAUUAUUUUAUUCCUGUAGUCAAUCUAUUCUCUCGAAACCACAUUGACAAAAUAAGUAAAGAAUUUUUGUGCAAACAAAUUGAAUAUGAAAGAAACAAUGGAUUUCCAAUUUUUAAUGAAUUUUGAAAUUUUAUUUUAAGAAAAAAAUAAGAAUCAAAGUGACUAUAGUAAUUGGGAUUGCCCAACAAUGAUUGACUAGAAUGAAUGUAAUUAAUUAUUCAUUCUCAGUUUGUCAUAAAUGACCCUAAUAUAAAGGGUUGUAGACAAAGUGUGAAGGAUUGCCAAUCCUAGAAAAGAGAUUAGAUAAGAAAUGAAAAGCAAAACAAGUAUUUAAAGUCUAACGUCUUUACCAGACUAGGCACUUAUACAUACUUAUAAUGCCAGCUACUUAGGAGACUGAGGCAGGAGGAGCACAGGAGUUCAGGGCCAGCCUGGGCAACUUGGGAGACCCUGUCUCAAAUUAUAAAUAAAUAAUAAAAUUAAAUGAAGAAAUAAAAACUUUAUCAGAUUGGAAAGUGGAAAAGGAAUAAAAUAUAUAUCAUCCACAAUUAAAUUCAUCAAGCACUUAUUGAAUACCAGUUCUUACCUAGCAUAGGUAGGUGGAAGAUUGUGAAACAGUGGUAAAAAUGAUUUUUGCUUCCAUAAAAUUGGUAGACUUUGUUCAACUUAAAAUAUUUUGGGGACUUUGGGGAGGUGGUUUUUACCUUGUGUGCAGGAGGCCCUGAGUUUGAUCCCUAUCACCACACACAAAAAUAGGUGUGUGUGUGUGUGUGUGUG